Molecule: messenger RNA, 1435 nt
Organism: Ziziphus jujuba (common jujube)
Lineage: Eukaryota; Viridiplantae; Streptophyta; Magnoliopsida; Rosales; Rhamnaceae
Product: TPR repeat-containing protein ZIP4-like
Exons: 4
Coding region: 3-1157 (384 amino acids)
Biological process (GO): regulation of synaptonemal complex assembly; meiotic cell cycle
Molecular function (GO): protein binding
Source: RefSeq, a predicted model, not a curated record
CGAUGACGUUGCUGAACCGGGCGCGGACCUUGCUAUUCGGUUUGGCGGAACACUACAAAGCGCUCGCGAGCCAGUACGUGAUGUUCGGGAAGAGCGUGCUGGCCAAGAGUGAGAGUGGUGGCCUGAGCGAAGCUUUGAGACUGAUGAACGAGGCUCUGGAUUUGUACGAGAAAGGAUUGCAUGCGGCGAGAACACGGGAAGAGAUGCAUGAGCUUAAGGAUUUGAGAUCAAAGACGCUUCGGUUCGUCUCAGCCAUUCAUCUGCAGAUGGGUGAGUACGAGAGCGUAAUCAAGUGCGUGAAGGUGUUGAGAGAUGGUGACAGUGGGGAACACCACCAUCCAAGCCUUCCCGUGCUGGCCAUGAAAGGAUGGUUAGGGUUAGGGAGGUUCAUGGAGGCGGAGAAGGAGCUAAGGGGCAUGGUGGUAAAUAAGGGGAUUCCGGAGGGCGUUUGGGUAUCAGCGGUAGAGGCUUACUUUCAGGCAGCUGGGACGGCCGGAGCAGAGACGGCGAAGGGGGUGUUCCUGGGGCUGUUGGGGCGGUGCCACAUCAGUGCCAGCGCCGCCGUGAGGGUCGCCCACAAGGUGGUUGGGGAUGGUGGAAGUGGCGGUGAGGGGGCGAGGGUGAGGGCCAAAGUGGUGGCGGAAAUCGUGUCGGAUGAGAGGGUCGUAGCACUCUUCUCCGACGAGGCAGCCGGGAAGGCUAUGCAUGCUCUACUAUGGAAUUGCGCUGCAGAUCAUUUUCGAUCCAAAGACUAUGAAACAAGUGCUGAGAUUUUCGAAAAAUCAAUGCUUUAUGUUCCAUAUGAUUCAGAGAAUAGUAUACUCCGAGCCAAGGGCUUCAGAGUUUUGUGUCUCUGCCACCUUGGUCUCUCUCAACUUGAUCAAGCUCAAGAAUACAUCAAUGAGGCAGAAAAGCUUGAACCCAACAUUAAUGCUGCCUUCCUGAAGUUAAAGAUCUAUCUGCAGAAGAACGACAAGAAUAGUUCAAUUAAUCAGAUUCAAGCAAUGACAACUUGCCUUGAUUUUAGUCUAGACUUUCUCUCCCUUGCUGCGCAUGAAGCUGUAGCUUGCCGUGCUCUUACUGUUGCUGUUGCUGCUCUAUCUAGUCUCCUUAACUUUUAUGCCAAAGGCAAAAUAAAGAUUACCAAUGACAGAUAACUACACCAGCUUUAUCGCUGAUAACAUUUAUCCUGCACCAGUUUUGUUUUUAUCACUUGGAGGUGAUUUGUUUGAAGCAGAUUCUUGUUGAUCCAGAUUGUAUGAUGGCGUGGCUAUGCGAUGACAUGGCUGCAGCACAGUCAGCUUAUCAGUAAUUAGGUAGUGUAAUGUGUCUUAAUCAGAACAGCGGUGAGGUCAAAAAGAAAGCUAUACUAUAUGUCAUAUGGACGCGACAGUGAGCAUGAAAAAAAAAAAUAAAUAAAUAAUAUUAUAUUUAA